AUGUUUUCGCGUGGGUGGGAGGUUGGAGGGGAGGCGUGGCAGUGGCGACGUCAGUUGAGGGCGUGGGAGGAGGAGUUGUUGGGGGAGUGUCAGGCUUUUCUACUUACCAUCUCUCUGCAGGAUCAUGUUUCAGACAGGUGGCUUUGGCGAACUGACCUGGAUGAUGGUUACACGGUUCGUGAUGCUUAUCAGCUCUUGACGAGUCAGGAUGACGUUACUCUGGAUGCUGCGUCAGGUCUUAUAUGGCACCGUCAGGUUCCUUUGAAGGUUUCCAUUUGUGCUUGGCGACUCUUGCGGGAUAGGUUACCUACCAAAGCAAACCUGGUCACUCGAGGGAUUUUAUCUACGGAGGCGCAUUUUUGUGUUUUUGGUUGCGGGGAGGUUGAGUCGGCUCAGCACUUGUUCCUCUAUUGCAGCUCUCUUGGUCCUCUUUGGUCACUGGUCAGUUCAUGGAUUGGUUCUUCUUCGGUGACUGCUCAGACUCUUCCAGAACACUUUGUUCAGUUUACGGAUUCAGCAGCCAUGAAGUUCCAGCAAGCACAAACUGACCCCUAUGAUCGCGAAUACACCAACUUGCGCUUGUUAAACCAAUACUCUCAUGGAACCCGGCAUCAACAUUACAUUUGUACCACCCUUCUGUCGGUUUCUGCCACUUAUCUGUCUGCUGCUAAAGCUGUUAAUGCGUUCCUGUCCAGAUGCUGA
Trifolium pratense (red clover) is the source of this 702-nucleotide messenger RNA. RefSeq lists its product as uncharacterized. Lineage: Eukaryota; Viridiplantae; Streptophyta; Magnoliopsida; Fabales; Fabaceae. The transcript has 2 exons. The coding region runs from base 1 to 702 and encodes 233 amino acids. The record is from RefSeq and is a predicted model, not a curated record.